ACCCUUUCCGAACUCCCUAUGCUUUCCCUCUCCCUUUCGCGAGCGCUUAAACCAGAGGGCGGUUUCAGUACUUCCCCCGAAAGUUCCUUCCUUUACAAGCCCAGGAUGGAAAGCUCGCCUCUUUAUCUCCGUUUGCUCUCUCCCCAUUCCCUCUCUCACCACUUGCCGAUCUCCGAUCUCUUCUUGUUGUUGUUCUUGUGGUGGUGGUGGUGGUUGUAGGGUGAGAGGAGGAGGAGGAGGAGGAUAUGGGGCGAGGGAAGAUUGAGAUCAAGCGGAUCGAGAACUCAACCAACCGGCAGGUGACCUUCUCCAAGCGGCGCAACGGGAUCAUCAAGAAGGCCAGGGAGAUCAGCAUCCUGUGCGAGGCCCAGGUCUCCGUUGUCAUCUUCUCCAGCUCCGGCAAGAUGUCGGAGUACUGCAGCCCCGCUGCCACGUUGCCGAAAAUCUUGGAGAGGUACCAGCAGAACUCCGGGAGGAAGCUCUGGGAUGCCAAGCAUGAGAGUCUGAGUGCUGAGAUCGAUCGGAUUAAGAAAGAGAACGACAACAUGCAGAUCGAGUUGAGGCAUCUGAAGGGUGAGGAUCUCAACUCACUCAACCCCAAGGAGCUGAUCCCUAUCGAAGAUGCCCUCCAGAUUGGGCUCACCAGCGUGAGGGAUAAGCAAAUGGAGAUCUGGAAGUUGCACAAGAAGAAUGAAAGGUUGCUUGAGGAGGAGAACAAACAACUUACUUAUAUGUUGCAACUGGCGAUGGAUGGAAAUGUCCGAGAACUGGAGAUUGGGUAUCACCAGAAAGGCAGGGAGUUUGCCCCCCACAUGACGACGAUGGCCUUUCAUGUGCAACCGAUCCAACCCAACUUGCAGGAAAAUAAAUGAUGAUAAGAUCUAGUCAUUUGUCAGUUGAUCCUGUUGCUGCUAUAUUAUCUGUAGAAGAACUAUCUUUCCUUGUUUUCUUUAACAUGGCCUCUUUCUCACUGUGUCCGAACUAUUAUGCUACCGAAUGCUUGCCAUAAAACUUUACCAGAUAAAAGUUAUUACUUUUUGAUA
This is a messenger RNA of Musa acuminata AAA Group (dessert banana), 1043 nucleotides long. Its product is annotated as agamous-like MADS-box protein MADS9. The record is from RefSeq and is a predicted model, not a curated record. The transcript is spliced from 7 exons. The coding region runs from base 246 to 872 and encodes 208 amino acids. Gene Ontology annotation, molecular function: protein dimerization activity; RNA polymerase II cis-regulatory region sequence-specific DNA binding; DNA-binding transcription factor activity, RNA polymerase II-specific. NCBI's taxonomy places the organism in Eukaryota, Viridiplantae, Streptophyta, Magnoliopsida, Zingiberales, Musaceae. Gene Ontology annotation, cellular component: nucleus. Gene Ontology annotation, biological process: positive regulation of transcription by RNA polymerase II.